Molecule: messenger RNA, 3796 nt
Organism: Trichomycterus rosablanca
Lineage: Eukaryota; Metazoa; Chordata; Actinopteri; Siluriformes; Trichomycteridae
Gene: lemd3
Product: LEM domain containing 3
Exons: 13
Coding region: 90-2600 (836 amino acids)
Biological process (GO): nuclear envelope organization; negative regulation of BMP signaling pathway
Molecular function (GO): chromatin DNA binding
Source: RefSeq, a predicted model, not a curated record
AGUUAAAGUAAAAGUUUAGGGUCUGGUUUUGCUACUUCUAUGUACGUCACUUCCUUUAGCGCACCUUUCUGUGCGAGUUUCGUGCAAAGAUGGCGUCGGCGCAGCUUACGGACGAGGAGCUUUUCUCCGAGCUGAAGCGCUUCGGUUUCACACCGGGUCCGGUUACCGAGAACACGCGUCCAGUCUAUCUAAAGAAGCUGAAGAAGCUGCGUGAAGAACAGCAACAGCAGAGAAACCGGGCCGGUAAGGGGAGGAACGGUAGCAGCGUUAGCAUUAGCAUUAGCUGCAGCAGUAUUGGCGGGGGCGCGAGCGGACACACGGUGGCUGCGGCUGCGCUCCGGGCCAGACCCAGACCGGCUGGCGAUGACGUCAAACAGUCGAACUCGACCCGCGGUGCCGGUGCUCGACCGGUUGUGAACGCGAAACGCGCCGAAACGAGCGGAAAGUUUGUACUGGGCUUUAGCUCGGACGAGUCGGACGCGGAGGCGCCACAGAAGAAGGCGGACAGGAGAGACCGAGGCUCUGUGCUACUCUCGGCAAGGCCUGCGCAAGAAACGCGCAGGAGUACUGGAGUCGGCUUAAACAGUAAAUCUCCACUUUCUGAGCGCAGACGGAGCGCCGUCAGUCCUCCAUUGUGGGCAGACCGUAAUAGAGGAAAAGCUAGCCUGGAGGUCUCUAAUUUGGAGGGGGAGGAUGAUAACGUGCUGGCAGAGAGCAACGAUUUCGAGGAGGGAAACGAAAGAACCGGUCGGAUUCUGAACGGGAGUGGAGCUUCUCACAGCAGUAAAACCGCCGUGGAUUACAGUGAUUCAGAUGAAGACCAGGACGACGACGAGGAGGACGAACGGGAUCGUGAACGCCGCCUGCUUUCCAGACGCACUGUCUCCAGGUUCACGUCCACCCCAUACAAAAGCGUCUGGGACUCAGACACCGGUCGGGAAAAGCUGCCAGGAACGAGCUCACUCCCAAACAUGGCGGGUGACGAAGACGACGGUUAUAAAGAUACGACGUCUCUGAGUCGGAACUAUUUAAAAAGAUCCCGCGUCAGCAGUGAAAACGGGGAAAGCGACAAGAACAGCGACGAUGCGAUUGGCUUCGGACUCAGACCGCGGUUCAGCUCCUACAACAACCUGCCCUCGACCUACACCGCCAACCACUCGAACCACACCGGCUCCAACCAUACGUACAGCCCCAAACCAAAAGACACUGUACCCGAGGACGAGUUGCUCGAGCAGUUUAAACGAGAGGAGCUUUCCUCCACAGGAGGAUUCAGUGCGCAUUAUUUGUCUAUGUUCCUCUUGUCCGCCGCCUGCCUCUUCUUCCUGCUACUCGGACUCAUGUACCUGCAUAUGAGGGGCACUGGGGCAUCAGAUACUGUGGCUGUCAGAACACAUCCGUUUGGCGCAGACUUUGACAGCGCAUACAGCCAUAAAGAGAAAGACAUCAUUCUCAGUCUUCUCCUCCAUCUGCAUGACCAUCUGGCUGAUAUUGCAGGUGAACAUGACUGCAAAGAUCUCAACGAUCCAUUAAACAGAAGUGUUUCCCUCACUGGGGCCACUAAGUUUUUGAUGCAUCAAAAUAACGCCUAUGAAAAGUGGAUACAAACAUCUCUAGAGUGGAUCAUAAAAACAGGAGAGGUUGCCGGUAUGAGGUUGAUUGGAGAUGACCCUUCGCAGCCAGUGGAGGAAGUGUCUGACAUCUCUCGUCUGGAGUCCACUCACCCUCGAAUGUCCUUCACCUGCCGUUUCCGGCGAGCUUUCUACACUGUGAUCUACAGAGUUCUUCUUGUCAUCGCCGGAAUUGGUGCUAUUUUUGGCGUGAUUUGGUACAUGAAGUACCGAUGGAGGAGGGAGAAGGAGGAGACCAGGCAGAUGUAUGACAUGGUGGAGAGAAUCAUAGACGAGCUGAAAAGCCAUAAAGAAGCAUGCCAGGAGAACCCGGAUUUGCAGCCAUACUUGCCCAUUUUUCAUGUGCGGGAUUCCCUUGUUCAGCCGCAGGACAGGAAGAAGAUGAUGAAAAUUUGGGACAAAGCUGUUGCAUUUCUCUCUGCAAACGAAUCUCGCGUCAGGACAGAAACACAGAGAAUUCGAGGAGCUGACUUCAUAGUGUGGAGGUGGCUUCAGCCAGCAUUUCCUAAUGUCAUUUUGCCCAAAGUAUGGCAAGGAAAAGCAUUUCCUCUAGAUCAGCGAAAUUCACCUCCAAACAGCUUAACACCAUGUCUAAAGAUUCGCAACAUGUUUGAUCCUGUAAUGGAGGUGGGUGAAAACUGGCAUCUUGCCAUACAAGAAGCCAUUCUGGAGAAGUGCAGCGAUAAUGAUGGGAUCGUCCACAUUGCAGUCGAUAAGAACUCAAGAGAGGGUUGUGUUUAUGUGAAGUGCCUUUCAGCAGAGCACUCUGGGAAAGCUUUCAAGGCGUUGCAUGGCUCUUGGUUUGAUGGAAAACUGGUGACUGUUAAGUAUCUACGCCUGGACCGCUACCACCAGCGAUUCCCACAGGCCAAGGGAUGCAACACGCCUCUGAAACCAUCCAGCUCCAGCAUGAACACCAUGGCCCGGCUACGUCGCCGCUCCAGCACAUCCUGCUCACUGGGUUUUUCCUGAACUUCAGACAUGUCUAAUUACACUCUGUAUCUGUUUCUUCUCCUCUUCUCACUGUGAGUGGGAAUCAUGAUCAUCGUUCUUGUGGCCUGGAAGGCACUUUGGUGUAUUGUCAGCAGAACUAACAGAGCUACAGUUUGCUGCAAUCCGGUGCAUCUUUGGGGUGGAACUAAAGAGGAGAAAUGCAGAGUGGAUUGGUGGACAUUUUGGGAUAUGCCAGCGAUCCCAAAUGUGUUUCGAACUAGUCAGGCAUAUCUUUCUCUGCUGCAGUGGACACAAUUCUUUUUGUUUUUGCUUUACUUUUGUUUAGUUUACAGGCUGGAUUGAACAAAGAAACAAAUGACUUCCAGUUUAUUCUAAUGUCAAGUUUGAAAUUGAAAGGAAAUCUUGUCCAUCCACUUUUUCUCCAGCUAACUCCUCUCUUUUGUUAAAAAAGGGGUUCUGUCAGGCUAUACAUGGCUGCAUGUGCUGGUUAAAAUAUUCCUAUAUUUAAGCUUUGAAUUGUAUCAUAUAACAUGGAUGUUUAUUUCCCUGAAGACAUUUUAUCUUAUGUAUUUCCUUUUUUGUAGUUUUUAGCCCAAAAACAAUGGCAUGCACACACACUAAACCGGGUGCUGUAAAUAUUUUGUUAAAUGGUGGUGGUUAAAAUCAUCUGUAUAAAACUGCAGAAUGUCAUAAGCUCUAAUUAAUUUCUUGCCAGCAAAAUUUCUACUAUUUUCUUGUCACCGAUUUCUACUGAGCUGAAAAAUAACAAACAUGGUUGUGUUACUGCUUAAGUGGCUUUUGAUAUCAAAUUUACUGCUGAGUUACAGACCCCCAACACACACACACUCACAUUCUCACCUAAGUCUUGCCAUUUUUGAUGUAUUCUCUUGUACCCUAAUGUAUUCUUUUGUUUGUUUUCAAUGUUACACAUUUUUAUGAUAGGUGCUUUGCUGUAACUUUGCCUCAGUCCACCAAAAUACUAAAUCUAAUGCUAUUAAACUGAUCAGGUGAAGAAGCAAACAUUUUUUUGCAUCAGAUGCAAACCACCUUUAAACCCCCCAGGUUUUUUUUAAUAAGAGUUAAUCCUGGGCAUAGUUUGGACCUCCUCAUUCUGUCAUGUUGUGCUACAGGUUAAUGAACCAAAUUCCAGUUUUUAAAAUAUGCUGCAGGUUUAUUUAAUGGUUAAUAAAGAGUUAUUGCAUUUUUCAAGGAAA